UGUUUUCGCAGCGCUUGUCUCCAUUUUGUGAGAGCUGGUAAGAACGAGCCGACCGGGCGUCCCAGCGAGCAGAACCCAGUAAAACAACCAGAACAGGAGAGAAAAGAGACAGUCAGCAGCCGAACCGCCCCAGAACCAAGUUAUUAUCCGAAAGGAAAGCAAAUCUUAUCGUAUGUCCGCUAUCCAGAACCUCCAAACUUUUGACCCCUUUGCUGAUGCAACUAAGGGUGAUGACCGCCUCCCAGCCGGGACUGAGGACUACAUCCACAUAAGAAUCCAGCAGAGGAACGGCAGGAAGACCCUCACCACUGUCCAGGGCAUCUCGGCCGACUAUGACAAGAAGAAGCUAGUCAAGGCCUUCAAGAAGAAGUUCGCCUGCAAUGGGACAGUGAUAGAGCAUCCGGAGUAUGGUGAAGUGAUCCAACUUCAGGGAGAUCAGCGCAAGAAUAUCUGCCAGUUCCUGAUUGAGAUUGAUCUGGCCAAGGAGGAGCAGCUCAAAGUCCACGGCUUCUAGACGCGGCCGGCGGCCCCCCUCUCUCCUGGACGGCCAUCGCGACCCCUGCAACCCUGACCCUCUCCUCUAUGUGCUGCUGUUGCCCUUCCUCCAUCUCCUCUGCGACCCCACCAACUCCUCUUAGCCAGCGUGCGAAUUACCUCUGAAGAACAUGGGACUCUGUACCUCCACUACUGCCCUGCGACACCAGGGGGCAGCCUUGCUCUCACAAAGACACACCGCUGCAGCUCCACACAUCAGGGAUGAGUGGUGAUGACCCUCCCUCACACACUUCCUCCUUCCAUGUCCCUCUGGUUUUUCUUUUAGGUGCCACAAGGAGGCGCUGCUUCAUGUAACAUUUUUGUUUUGUACUUUAAGGUGUUUCAAUAAACGAUGAGUCUCCA
Messenger RNA from Poeciliopsis prolifica (blackstripe livebearer), 897 nucleotides. It is a transcript of the gene eif1, whose product is annotated as eukaryotic translation initiation factor 1. The transcript is spliced from 4 exons. The coding region runs from base 173 to 514 and encodes 113 amino acids. The record is from RefSeq and is a predicted model, not a curated record. Gene Ontology annotation, biological process: translational initiation. Gene Ontology annotation, molecular function: translation initiation factor activity; ribosomal small subunit binding; RNA binding. Gene Ontology annotation, cellular component: eukaryotic 43S preinitiation complex. Lineage: Eukaryota; Metazoa; Chordata; Actinopteri; Cyprinodontiformes; Poeciliidae.